ACCAGAAAAGACAGCUUCUUCAUGUAGUUGAAGAAACGGCAGGGGCAGAGGAAGCAACACACAUAGGGACAGACAUGCAGACAGGGGCAGCAGGGCCAAGUACCAUAGGGGCAGAAGGAGAGACUGUCUCUCUUGAGGGAGGGAAAACAGGUAAGUUCAACUCAUGACAAAGGAGCAGUAAUCGAUUCCUUCAGUUGUUUAUGUAUAUUUUCUGUGUUAUAUAAAAGCUGGCAAACACAGAAAGUCAGGCUGGAACCCGGAGUGGCUGCAGUUACCUCAGUUCAAAGCCUGGCUUUACACCACUCCACAUGGAAUGUUUUGCCGUAUUUGCAGGCAGCAUAAGCCACCUGUAAGGAAUGGUCCUACAAAAAGACCCUUUGUGGAGGUUGGUGCUCUCCAUUACAGGAAGGAUUACCUGGAGCACCACAUCAGUACUGAACACCACCAACUGAGUAUGAAAUCCCAGCAGUCAGUCGCAUCAGAUACCUGGAUAAUGAGGGACUGGUUUUCAACCAGUUCCUAGACAUUGUCUCAGUCCCUGAUGGGAGGGCUGACACUAUUGUAACUGCCAUUAAAACGGUCCUAAUGAAUAAGAAUAUGCCAACAGAGAAGCUCUAUGGAAUUGGCACAGACGGUGCUGCUGUUAUGACAGGGCGUUUGAAUGGAGUUGUGAAACAACUCACUGAUAGCUUCCCCAAGGUUGUUGGUGUUGCUUGUGCUGCUCACCGGCUUGCACUGGCCUGUAGGGAUGCUUCCAAUGGUGUCAGAUACAUGGCAAUUUUCCGAGACCACCUCCAGGACCUGUAUUUGUACUUCCAACACAGUGCAAACCGGACUGCAGCACUGAAGACUGCUGCUACUACCCUGGGACUAGCUGACUUGAAGUUGAAGCAAGUAAAAGAUACAAGAUGGCUGUCCCAGCACCAGGCCAUUGUGGUAUUGCAGCGAAACCUCGCAGCUGUGCUUGCCACAUUAGCUGAGGAAGUUGAAGUGAAACGAUGCCCAGUGGCCAAGGGACUGUACACCUUUUGUGCCACUUACAGAUUUGUGGCAUCAUUAUAUCUGCAGGCAGAUGUACUGCCACAUCUUGCCCGUUUGUCCAAGAUUUUUCAGAAGGCAAAUGUGAACUUCCUGCACAUAAAGGAACAGGUUCCCAUCACAAUUGAAACCUUGAGACGCAUCAAGGAUGCCGGCACUUCUCCCCCACUUGGGUCUUUCCUAUCCUGUCUCCAUAGAGAUCUGGAUGACCCCUCAGGACUUGGAGCCCAGUCCAUACAUCAUGAGGAGGAGAGGAACAGGAGAGGACAAAGUCUUGACGACGUACCACGAGAGCAACAGUGGUCAAGAUUUGUGGCAGAUGUUGCCAGUCCUUACAUCAGUGGCCUGAUUCAUCACCUGGAGUGCAGGUUCGAGAAUCUGAAUCUUCUUGGGGCCUUCAGUGUGUUGGGACCACAGGCAACUUCACAAAGUGAUGAGCAGAAUAAUGCCCACCUUAAGAUCCUGGCCAACAAGUUUUUACCUGAGAAUGAGAUCAAUGUCAUUCAGGAGUAUCAGUCCCUCAGAGAGCAUAUCCACAGAGGACAAUUCAAGGACAAGAGCCAGGCUGACAUACUGAGACUCCUAGCAAGUGAGUGCGACGAAUGGGGGCUGAUAUACCCAUUACUCAGCCGCUUAGCAGCCAUUGCCCUUGUUGUGCCGGUGUCAAGCGUGAAUUGUGAAAGAGACUUUUCCACAAUGAACAGGUUGUUUGCCAUUUUAGGUCAAAACAGACCUCCGUAACAGACUUCAGGGAGAGCACCUGGCUGCCUGUUUGAGGAUCUCUAUUAACGGGCCAGAACCUGAAGACUUAAAUUACCAAAGGGCACUUGAACUGUUUUUCUCAAAGCCAAGAAAAAUGAAAUGUUCUAGCGCAGGGUGUCAUAUCUGUAAAUAGGGUGGUUGCUAUCUGUAAUAUGAAUAAAUACGCCAAG
Messenger RNA from Gadus chalcogrammus (walleye pollock), 1970 nucleotides. RefSeq names its product zinc finger protein 862-like. The coding region runs from base 586 to 1779 and encodes 397 amino acids. The transcript is spliced from 9 exons. Gene Ontology annotation, molecular function: protein dimerization activity. The record is from RefSeq and is a predicted model, not a curated record. Lineage: Eukaryota; Metazoa; Chordata; Actinopteri; Gadiformes; Gadidae.